Messenger RNA from Trematomus bernacchii (emerald rockcod), 1215 nucleotides. Its product is annotated as protein Wnt-8a-like. Gene Ontology annotation, cellular component: extracellular region. The record is from RefSeq and is a predicted model, not a curated record. Gene Ontology annotation, molecular function: cytokine activity; frizzled binding. Lineage: Eukaryota; Metazoa; Chordata; Actinopteri; Perciformes; Nototheniidae. Bases 1 to 1071 code for a protein of 356 amino acids. Gene Ontology annotation, biological process: canonical Wnt signaling pathway; neuron differentiation; multicellular organism development. The transcript is spliced from 6 exons.
AUGGGACCUUUUUAUUUCCUAGCCAUGGUUCUAUCCAUGUGCUGUCAUGCUCAUCUUGCUUGGACGGUGAAUAAUUUCCUCAUGACUGGACCUAAGGCUUUUCUGACAUAUGCCGGUAGUGUGCAAGUGGGCGCACAGAGUGGAAUACACGAGUGUAAACACCAGUUCGCGUGGGAGCGCUGGAACUGCCCAGAAAACACGCUCCAAUUAUCUACACACAACGGCCUCCGCAGUGCAACAAGACAAACGUCUUUCGUCCAUGGCAUCAGCGCUGCCGGAGUGAUGUACACGCUCACCAAGAACUGCAGUAUGGGAGACUUUGACAACUGCGGCUGUGAUGACUCCAGAAUUGGACAAACAGGUGGUAGAGGCUGGAUUUGGGGAGGCUGCAGUGAUAACGUGGCGUUUGGAGAGAAGAUCUCAAAACAGUUCGUGGACGCGCUGGAAGGUGGACAGGACUCACGCGCAGCAAUCAACCUGCAUAACAACGAGGCAGGCCGACUGGCAAUCAAAGCUACCAUGAGGAGAGCCUGUAAGUGCCACGGGGUGUCCGGGAGCUGCAGCAUCCAAACCUGCUGGAUGCAGCUGGCCGACUUCAGAGCGGUGGGUAACUACCUGAAGAUGAAGUACGAACACGCAAAGAAGCUGGAGAUGGACAAGAAGCCGACAAGGUCUGGGAACAGCGCGGACAACAGAGCAGCCAUUGCACUAGCUUUUAGGAGCAUCGCUCGCACUGAACUCGUCUACCUGGAGGAUUCCCCGGAUUACUGCGUCAAGAACCGGAGCCUGGGAUUCCAGGGCCUCGAGGGGCGGGAAUGUCUGAAGGGAAACAAGAACAUGUCCCUGUGGGAGAGAAAGAGCUGCCGCAGGCUGUGCUAUGAAUGCGGCCUCAAAGUGGUGGAGAAGCGCAUUGAGGUAGUCAGCAGCUGCAACUGCAAAUUCCACUGGUGCUGCACGGUCAAGUGUGACAAAUGUACGCAAGUUGUUACGAAAUAUUACUGCGCGCGUAAACAAGGUGGCAGGAAGCCACAUAAUAAAGCCAAGCGCAGGAACCGUGCGCAACGCCACUGACUACUAUUUGUUGCAUUGGAUCUCUAUUUCUAUUAUGGACAUUAACAAACAUUAUUCAGUAUUACAAGAAUGUAACUUUUUUCAACUUGACAUAUCAACUGACACCUUUUAAUGCACUUGUUCUUUUGAUUUGAUUCUGACAAA